AGGAAGAGGAAGCAGCCCGGUGUCAGGCAUCAGCUGACCGCCUCAGCCCUACAGGAAGUCGGUUGGCUAAUUCAACAUGGCUGCUGUCUGCGAAUAGAGGAGGAGUAGUCCAGGCUAUGAAACAGUCCGGUUUCUGACUCGGUUCCGUGUGUUAGCUGCUAUCGACGCUGCUCCGACAUGGCCCAAUGUGUUCAGUCUGUGCAGGAGUUCGUCCAGGACUCGUUUGUUCCCAUGGUGGCCGUCUUGUGUAGUGAAGAGGCGGAGAGAGUGACUCGCAAGAACAACCUGAGUUUCGCUGAGCUGCUGCGGCCUUUCUGCAGACUAACGUCCGAAGGUCAUAUCCGGGACCCCAAUAACCAGGUCCAGGUUGUGAAAAAUCUGCGAAUCUGUGUGAACAACGUGGUGACAAACCUAAACUCCCCGUCUACCUUCAGCCCCGCCCAGCGCCGUAUGCUCAAUGAAGUGGUGUUAUCCUGCCAGCCACAAGAGGGCGCUGCCACUAACGUGAUCACUGCGGGAGACUACGACCUCAACUUCAGUGGUAAGACAAAGCUGGUAUUAUAG
Messenger RNA from Notothenia coriiceps (black rockcod), 564 nucleotides. RefSeq names its product trafficking protein particle complex subunit 8-like. NCBI's taxonomy places the organism in Eukaryota, Metazoa, Chordata, Actinopteri, Perciformes, Nototheniidae. The transcript has 2 exons. Gene Ontology annotation, cellular component: TRAPPIII protein complex. The record is from RefSeq and is a predicted model, not a curated record. Bases 178 to 564 code for a protein of 128 amino acids.